Messenger RNA from Lactuca sativa (garden lettuce), 1409 nucleotides. RefSeq names its product Polynucleotidyl transferase, ribonuclease H-like superfamily protein (gene DPD1). The record is from RefSeq and is a predicted model, not a curated record. Gene Ontology annotation, molecular function: nucleic acid binding; 3'-5'-DNA exonuclease activity. Gene Ontology annotation, biological process: DNA catabolic process. Gene Ontology annotation, cellular component: cytoplasm. Lineage: Eukaryota; Viridiplantae; Streptophyta; Magnoliopsida; Asterales; Asteraceae.
UUCACACUCCAUUCUUCUCUAUGUCUUCACGGUUUCUUCUGCUCCAUUCCUCCUCCCCGAAUUCUUCUCUCACGUCGUAAUCCACCCCCAAACCACCCAAUUUCAUCUCCAUAUCCACGUUCUAUUUAUACGUCCACAACCUAAUUGCUUUUGAAAUUUUGAAAUCAAUGCGGUUUUGCAUUUGCAAUCUCCUUUGCCAGAUAAAACCAAGUGAUUCUUCCGAUAAUCUGUGUUUUAGUUCCUAAAUUCAGAUGAGAGCAGCAGUGUGCUUUUCACACUUUCAACUUCCUAAAUGCCAAAUUCAUACCUUUUCUGGUUCUUGGUGGGAAAAGAUUCAUAAUUUCAACAAAAAAAGAUCCAAUAUUUAUGGUCUUCAAGGGGGGAAUACUAAUAGUAGAAGAUGGACCCAAAAAUCAUUAUCAACAAACACAGAAGGAAUUGCGAAGAACAUCUUAAGCAGAAAAACAACCAAUAUUGGCCAACAAAUAACCGAUGUAACAAGUUUUACACACACCAAUUUGAAUACAACUAAAAUAAAAAUCAAUGAAUCUAAAAGCAUUCAUCUUGAACAAAAGAUCUCAGAGAACAAAGAUCUAUCAAAGCUGGUUACCAUUUUUGUGUUUGAUAUUGAGACAACUGGUUUUAGCAGAGAGAAUGAACGCAUCAUUGAGAUUGCAUUGCAGGAUCUUAGUGGUGGAGUAAAUAGUACAUUUGAGACACUCGUAAAUCCUGAUAAAAUUGUUACAAAUCCACAUAUCCAUGGGAUUUCAACCUAUAUGGUCAAUAGACCCGGUAUCCCAAGGAUGAAAGAUUUGAUACCCAUUUUGAUAGAUUAUGUGGAAAGCCGUCAGAAACCCGGUGGUCAAACAUUAUUUAUUGCUCAUAAUGGGAAGGCAUUUGAUGUCCCUUUUUUAAUCAGUGAAUUCAACCGUUGUUCUUUUGAAAUCCCACCAGAUUGGGAGUUCGCGGAUACAAUGACUCUUGCUCGUGAAAUCAUGAAAGUUGAAGGAUCAAAGCUUUCUUCAAAAUCACUUCAAGCACUUAGGGAGUAUUAUGGAAUCCCGGUUAUUGGGAAAGCUCACAGAGCCAUGGCAGAUGUGAAUGUGUUGGCGUUGGUUUUACAGAGGAUGACUUGUGACUUGAAACUUACGGUUUCUGGUCUUCUUGAAAAUUAUGCAUUCACAGCUUCUGAAUUGAGCAAUAAUUCGAAAAAGAAGAAGAAUUCAAGAUGAAGAUUAAAGACCAUGUUGUAGUAGUUUUGUUGUCAGUUGUCAUAGAUUUUUAUAGUAAUGUUGUAACUGGGAUUCUGUUUAUUUAACAAUUAGAAACAGAUUUGGUCAUAAUUUAUUCACCUUUUGGUCUUUUGAACACUAUAUCUCAUAUUUUUAUUGUUACUAGCUUCUUGUUAA